AUGGCGACGCAAAUACCCCAAAGGUCUGCCAAGAGGCAACGUCUGGCAGACGAGAAGGCCGCUCGCGAAGCUGCUCUGCUUCAGGCGCAAGGUCAACUCGGUCCCUCCACCGAAACACUCGUCAUCCAGUUCCAGUCAGGCCAAGAUGGCUCGCUGCUCGGUCCCACCAUCAACCUGCCCGCCGCGACAGGUCAGAAGGAACUUCAAGCCAUCAUCAACCAGCUUCGACGUCAACUCAAACAGGCACAAGGUCCCAAGAAGCGCUCAAUAGACGAUCCCGAUGCAAGCUCGGAUGACGAUGAAGACGAUGAUGAGGAUCUGCCGUACGCUUUCCACGUCGAUGUGCAGCAGCUGGCUGCUAGUGCCGGCAUCGAAUCCGAGGAGAAGCAGGAGCUCGUAAAGAGCAAUGCGAGGUUGCCCAUCAACGACUCGCUCACCCAAGAUGUCUUGAACGCCCAGGCGGCGAAGAAGCUGGGGCUCAGCCAGGAAGAUACUCUGACGGUGGUGUUCGAACCGCAGGCUGUGUUCAAGGUUCGACCGGUCAGUCGCUGCUCCAGCACCAUGAGCGGUCACGCUUCGCCGAUUCUUUGCAGCACUUUCUCACCAACAGGCUCGCUGCUUGCGACAGGUGCAGGCGACAAGACUGCGCGGCUGUGGGAUCUCGAUACGGAAACGCCGAUGCAUACGCUCGUCGGUCACUCCAACUGGGUCCUGUGUGCGGAAUGGGAAGGCAGAGAACGCAAGCUGGCUACCGGUGGCAUGGAUGGAGAGGUGUGGAUCUGGGAGGCGCUCGAUGCGUCCUUUACCGGCCGCAAAGGCUGGCUUUCACGGUCCGGCAAGCAGGUGGACGAAGAGUGGCAGGCUGAGCAGGAACAGCUCGACAACGCGGAAGGUGGCGACGCAGAAGGCAAACCUGCCAAGAUGGGUGUCAAGCAACGCAGAGCAGCACGUAGCGCAGCGCCUGCAGGCAAGCCUCUGCGAGGACACACAAAGUGGAUCACCUCGCUCUCGUGGGAACCCAUCCAUGUCAACCCGACCAACCCGCGUCUCGCGUCUUCCUCCAAGGACGGCACCGUUCGCGUAUGGAACCCCACUCUUCGCCGAUGCGAGUACGUACUUGGCGGACACACCGCCUCUGUCAACUGUGUGCGAUGGGGUGGUGAGGGUGCCAUCUACACCGCAUCCUCGGAUCGAACCGUCAAAGUGUGGUCGGCCGACGGAGGGAAACUCAUCCGAACGCUCAACGAGCACGCGCAUUGGGUCAACACCAUUGCUCUCUCGACCGACUUCGUCCUCCGAACCGGUCCAUUCGAUCACACGGGUCGAGCCACUUCCUCCUCCCCCUCCUACGUCCAGCCUACUGACGAAGAGGCCAAAGCGUCGGCACUCAAGCGAUACAAAGAAACCACGGGUUCUGGCUCUCAACCCGAGACCAUCAUCACCGGCUCGGACGAUCACACUCUCUUCCUCUGGCCACCCCAGAUCAACGGUUCCGCCUCCACACCCAAAAAGCCCGUUGCACGUCUCACCGGACACCAAAAGACGGUCAACCACGUCGCCUUCUCCCCCGAUGGCAAGAAGAUCGCCUCUGCAUCCUUCGAUAACAGCGUCAAGCUUUGGGAUGCGUCCACGGGUAAGUUCAUCGCCACCCUACGGGGACACGUGGCCAGUGUGUAUCGUUUGGCUUGGUCGAGCGAUUCGCGAUUGCUCGUGUCGGCGAGCAAGGAUUCGACGUUGAAGCUGUGGGAUCCCAUCAAGACGUUCAAGAUCAGAAAGGAUCUGCCGGGUCAUACCGACGAGGUGUACUGUGUCGAUUUCGUGGCGGAUAAGGUGGCGAGUGGAGGACGGGAUAGGAAUGUCAAGAUCUGGCGUCAUUGA
Molecule: messenger RNA, 1878 nt
Organism: Pseudozyma hubeiensis SY62
Lineage: Eukaryota; Fungi; Basidiomycota; Ustilaginomycetes; Ustilaginales; Ustilaginaceae
Exons: 1
Coding region: 1-1878 (625 amino acids)
Biological process (GO): ribosomal large subunit assembly
Cellular component (GO): nucleolus
Molecular function (GO): protein binding
Source: RefSeq, a predicted model, not a curated record